CCGGCUCUGCCCAAUUGGCCAGGCGCGCAGCGCUCCGAGCGCAGUUAGAGCCAGUCUCUUGCCGCCGAAGCCUCGACAACCCCAGAUUUCCGCGCUCAAGUCCUGGAAGACGACCAGUUCUCCAGUCCCUCCAGUUCUCCGUACCCCCGAGAGCUCCGGAACCCCAGCGGCUGCAGUUCUCCGCGCUCCGAGGUCCAGCACCCUGGAGUCUGCUCUCGCACCAUGCAGCUAAAGUGGCGCUAUUUUGUAUCCUCGGGAGCCAGCCGGUCUGUUUGGAAGAAACUCCAUCUCACUUGUCUUUCUACCCGGUUCUUUUCCGGCCCUGGUCUGUUCCUGCUGCUGUUCAGCCUCUGUGCUGAGGCUAAAGUGAAGGAAGUCCAUGCGAUGGUAGGCAACGAUGUGGAGCUCCGCUGCGUUCACCCGGACAGACACCAUUUCAACUUGAAUGAUCUGUAUGUCUAUUGGCAAAUCGAAAACCUAAGAGCCGUGGUGACUUACUACCUGCCUAACGAGUCUCCAGGGAUCUAUGUGAACAGUUCGUACAAGAACAGGGCCCAUCUGUCCCUGGACCGCAUGAAGCAGGGCGACUUCUCUCUGUACCUGAAGAACGUCACCCCUCAGGAUACCCAGGAGUUCACGUGCCGGGUAUUUAGGGAGUCCACAGAGUUAGGCAAGGCCUUGGAAGAGGUGGUCAGACUGUAUGUGGCAGCGAACUUCAGCACACCUGUCAUCAGCACCUCUGGCAGCUCCGACCCCGGCCAGGAACGCACCUACACCUGCAUGUCCAAGAAUGGCUACCCAGAGCCCAACUUGUAUUGGAUCAACAAGACAGACAAUAGCCUGAUAGACAAGGCUCUGCAGAAUAACACUGUCUACUUGAACGAGUGGGGCCUGUACGAUGUAUUCAGCAUAUUAAGGAUCCCUUGGGCACCCCAUGGGGAUGUUAUCUGCUGUGUAGAGAAUGUGGUUCUCCACCAAAACAUCACCAGCAUCAGCCAGGCAGCCCAGUUUCUCUUUCCUGCAGAAAGUUUCACUGGGAACAAGAACCCAGAGAACCCACCGGAAACCCACAACGAGGGGAAAGUGGUCCUUUUCUCUGUCCUCGCUGUACUGCUGGUGGUGGCGGCAGUGGCUGUCAUUCUCAUCAUGUACAGAUGCAGGUGUCCCCACCGAAGCUAUACAGGACCCAGGACUGUACAGCUUGAACUUACAGGUGAGUCUGCCUGUGGGGAGAAACCGGUUGGCUGAGCUGUCCCGAUCUUUCACACCUUCGGUUGCUAGUUUUCCAUACCCGAGAUGCAGAAACCCUGUCCUGUGGUGGAAACUUCUGGACCUUGCACAGCCUGUCAUAGGUCCCUUCCUGCCUUUGCUCUGCAGGACCCCAUAGACUCUGACUCUGGCAGGCCAGUGUCCCUUGGUGGAGGUGUAUACUCUAUAUUUUCAAGAACAGUUGCAGGUGGAUUCUGUAAUCUGUAGAGGUGUGAAUUCAUAUCCCGAUUUUGGAAAAAACAUCCAAAGGUUUUGGUUGACCACCGGGAGAUAUCCCUGGCUUUAAGUAUUUUUACUACCUCAAAGGGACUCGUGCCUUCCCGAACCAGGCUUUUCCACGUUAGAUAUGGUAGUAUGUGUGGUCCCCUGGGUGCAGCGGGGCCUGUUUGCUGACACCCACCCCUCCACUCCAGGCUAGACAAGCUAAUGUCAGUCAGGCCACUUUGGAACAAACAGUUCUGGGUCACCUGGUCCUAACCCGAUCACGUGACUGCGACAGCCAGCUGCUUCUAGUUUUGUGCUCCUUUCCCUCACCAGUCUGAAUCCCCAGAAGAAUCACUUCAUGACUCCAAAAUGAAAACACUGAGCAUGGUUUAGUAGUGUGAGCUUGCCUCACAGGCAUGAGGCAUGCCUUUACCUUCCUCUCUUCCCUCCAAGACAAUGCCUGACAGGACUGCCCAGGAUGUGGGCAGGGGUUCUGUGAGACCUCACCGGGUGGAUGUCAAGAUACAGCUUCAGAGUGGACUCCCACAGGCCCGGGGAGAUUGGAGGACAAUGAGCUGUCUGCUUAUGAGCUGUGGUGGAGAACAGGAACCUUUUUAGCUUUACAAGGCACAGAGGCUUGCUCCCAGAGAUCUCUCCAGUGGGCAGCAGCAACAUCACCGGAAUAUGGAGGUUCCAGUGAGCUCUCAGCAGAGAGGAGCAGCGUGAGAGGAGAUCUGUCCCUGGCAUGUGACUCAGUCCCAGGAGCUUUGAAAAAGGGCAUUUGAGCCACUCUGAAAGCACCUACAAAAUCUACUGGAGACUUUCCUGCAGGACCUUCAGUGGGGGAGGAAGCCUGACUUUAUUUAAGUCUCAAGCUACUUGGGCCUCCUAGAGGAUAUGUGGUGUUUUGUCUACAGAAAACCUGCUGCUGGCUGACAAUGGCUGGGCUCAGAGGUUUGGGGCAGUUGGCAUCACAACAUCAAUGAGACAUGCCUCAAAGCAAAAUAUGGCCCAUGGGCCACACACACAUGGGAGCUUCUCCCUCAACACUGAAGGCCCCCAAGCCUGACUUCCUGUGGAUACAGAAGCUUCUCGAAAGCCUUGAGCUCUUUCAGACUGAACAGGAAACGGGGAGGGCAGCUCCACCAUGAAGACUUCAACUCUGGCUUCCUGGGUCUCCUCCAUGUUGUCGACUCUUGUUUCUAGAUGGUUCUACAAAGUUGGCUGUUUGGAAACCUAGGUAUGUAUGUACAAACUCCAGAUUGAUGGCCUAGGGGGCGUGGACUCCCUGGUGGAAGGCAAGCUCCUUCCCACCCAGAGGCCUGGAAAUUCUGGACAGUCAGGGCCUGCCUGCCAUGUGGCUGGGGCUCUGUGAUGACAGAUGUGUGAGAACCCUGGGCUCAGGCUCAAGGGGAACCAGUCUUAGGAAGACUUGUCCUUUUUUUUUUUUUUUAAUGCUCACAUGGACUUAUUCUUCACAUUGACUUAUUCAAUGAGUAUUGAGAGAACCACCUAAGUUCUUCCUGCAAAAAAAGGCAUUACUUACCUGUAGAUGAGCAACUGUCAUUGUGGGUCUUGAGUUGGCAGCUACAGCUAACAAGCACAAGGAGCAGUUGGGGGUGCAGUGCUCCCCAGGACAGAUGUGGACAGAUGUUUGGGAAUUAGUGGCCUCCCCAAAGCCCACAGUUCCAGGAACUCAGGUGGGUCCGUGGCAGCCCAGUAGGGGUAUCCCACCUACUUUAACUUUUCUUGUCAGAGGUAGUUUUGGGUCAGAAAGAGGUCAACCCGGUGAGCCAGCUACCUGUCUUGGGACACCAGACACACUGCCCCUCACCCCACCCCUGCUUACGUAGGCAUUGGGAACCCUUCCCAGACCACCGGCUGUACAGUCACUGUCACCUGCUGAUUCCAGCAUGCUACCUUCCUGUGGAAUUCUGGGAGCACACUCUCCCUAUACCCUCCCCCACCCCCCAGCACAACAGCAUUCAUGAGACUUGUCCUGUUACCUCUGGCUCCUUCAGCCCAGGACCUUGUGGCCGCUCUUUAUCUGGGUUGGAGAUGGGGGCAUAGUGACUUCCAGAAACUCGACAAGGGAAUAAAUAUAAGCUGUGCUUUC
Messenger RNA from Apodemus sylvaticus (European woodmouse), 3589 nucleotides. It is a transcript of the gene Icoslg, whose product is annotated as inducible T cell costimulator ligand. The record is from RefSeq and is a predicted model, not a curated record. The coding region runs from base 223 to 1248 and encodes 341 amino acids. The transcript has 6 exons. Lineage: Eukaryota; Metazoa; Chordata; Mammalia; Rodentia; Muridae.